GACCUGGAUGAAUGCAAGGAUAAAAUUCAUCAGUGUGACGUCAAUGCCAACUGUACCAACAUUCCUGGCUCAUAUAACUGCACGUGCAGGCCUGGCUACACAGGAAAUGGGAACAUUUGUAAUGGUAUAAUUAGCUACCCAAGCCUUCACUUCAUUUUUUUGCAAGUAGUUAUGUUUUCCUUGUAACUUAAUAUUUUCUACUUCCUCUAUAAAUUGAUGAGUGCAAGGAUGGAAGCCAUGAUUGUCACAUAAAUACGAAUUGUACAAACACAGCUGGCUCUUACAACUGCACAUGCAGGCCUGGCUACACAGGCAAUGGGAGCAUUUGUAGAGGUAAAAAUUUGGGAAGACCUGAGAUAACCAAGACCUCAACCAGGUUGUGGCGUCCAGUGGUUUUAGUGAAAACAAGGAUUUGGGUGCCCGUGGGGUGCUCAGUCUCGCGGGCUCAUAUAACCUGGUCUCAGUCAUUCUUAUUUAAAGAUUUUCAAAAAUUUUCCGACUAAUUUUUAUGACGCGCCUUUAUAGAGUCGGGGCUUAUAGCUCCCUUUGAUACUCUUUCCCUAGUUAUACUUACACUUAAAACCAUGAAGAUGGUCACAUAAUUGUUACAGCAGUAAGCGCUCGAUCUCAACGAUCUUACGAAAGCAGUCUUUUACCUGCUCUUUGAACUUCAUCUUUUUAAAGGUUCUGUGAUUCCAAUAUAGGAGGUAGGUUUAUGUGUAAUUCUGGAAUUUUGGUUUUUCAGAUGUUGAUGAAUGUGCUGACAACUUACAUGACUGCGACGCUAAUGCAAAGUGUAAAAACAUCCCGGGAUCCUAUAGCUGUGUUUGCAACCCACCAUAUAAUGGAGAUGGGAAAAAGUGCAUUAAAACAAGUGAGUGUAGUAUUAAGCCCAGAAAUAUAAAAUGAUCCGAGUGAAAGUUGGAGGAGAAUGGGGGGGUUGAUGGCUUAGGGAUUGUUUACAUGGUAAUUGGGGACCCCAGGUAGGUGAAGAGACCCGCUUAGGUGGGGUAACCCGCCUGUCCAUAUAACUUCGCAUUUUAAUUUGAUCACGUUUACAUGUUAGGUGGGGUGACCCGCCACAUGUUACCUCACCUAUCUAGGGACCCCACCUGCAUGUAAACCGGCCAUUCGUUGGUACUGCGCCUUGGGUCCUAAUGACGUUUAGAGAAGGCAACAACUGCUUUAGGUCCUUUAUAGGGUGGAUUUCCACUGUCGCGUAAUUUUUACGUGCGUACGAGCAGAAGAAUUUAAUUACAUUCGCAAAUAAAAGAGAGGCAAUGUAUGAAGGAUGGCGCGUAAAAGUAAAAGUUUGGUUUAAACCUUUCACAAAAAUAGGCUAUCUCCGAAUUAUCACUUUCAAAAUGAAGCUGAGUGCAAAAUCUUUGUCGUGAAAAUGACUUUUAUUUGCAUGAGAAUAAAAAGUCAUUUUCAUAUCGCACUUAGCCUCUCUUGGAAAUAGAGGCUUAGAGCAACUGUUGAUUCGUAAUAUACCCGGGAAAGAUUACAGGCUUUCUACCUGUAGAGCACUUUUGAAUUAGUGACUGUAUAUAUGCAGAAGAGGUGGGGGACCUAAACGCAGAGAUCAACCUCACGAGGAGGAUUCUUGAAGGCAAAUGAACCCCAGUAUUUAGUAAGAAUUGUAGCAAGCAUUCAUGAUAAUAAAUUUAACUGUUUUCGUAUAGGAGCCUCUCUGUUGGCGAGUAACUGCGGACGUCGUUUUCGUCGCCCUUUUCUCAUCAAAUCGUCGGCUUUUCAGCAAAAUCGUCGCAUAUCAAUAGUUGUUUUGCAUGGUAACGCUACUGGGGCGCUCGACCAACCACGAUGACGGCGAAGGUAACGUGAAAAUAAAAAAAGCAUGCAACAGGUUUGAUUGAUAAACAGAAAAAAACCCCGAACGUGCAGCGCACUUUUUGGCAAAUUUCCUUGCCAUUGUCGCACGAGUGACGUUCUCAAACUUUAUCGAAAUGGCAAUGCGAUGGUACCUUUAGCCCCCGUUCAGACGUAUCCAGAUAUUUUUUGAAUCCGCAAAUUUUUCUUUGCGGAUUCGGCAAAAAUUUCCACGUCCACACGUGUCCGUAUUCAAAUCGAAUUUGCCCGUCCACACGUAUCCGGAUUCACUCUUAGUUAGUCAGCUAAUUUGUAAUAAAGCGAUCUUCGGCUCACGCGAAAAUUUUAUCGCCAGUCUGUUUCACUGAUAAAAUUGUCCCAUCAAGCACUAUAUUUCGCUCCUUUAACUUGUUUACCGCGUUCAAUCCGUCCGUCCUACAUGGAAGAAGCUUCCAAAUGUCAAACCGCCGUUUGGGAUAAUUGAAGUGUACAGUAAUCAUAGCUACAAUGAGGGACAAACGUGUAGAGACGCUUCUAUAAAAUGGCCUCUUAUGAACAGUGAACAUACCUAUCCCAUUCCCCUGUGUACCCCUACCCCUUUCCCGAAAACCAAUGUUGUGUUUUAGACCCUCAAGUCUUUCUUUAUCUACAAACAACAUUGAUUCGGGGGAUUUACGGCGUUUAAAUAGAAUGAAAUAAUAAAGGUAUGAAAUUGUUGAUAAAAGUACCCGUUUUAGACAAGUGCGUCAACUACUUUUGUCCCUGAUUGUAGGUUUAGCUGCACACACGUUAUACUAAAAAAAGACUUGAAACUGACGUAACAGAAGUAAAGAAGCGUUUAUGUUGCGCUGGGCACCGCCUUGAAUAUUCACGGUAAAGAACUGCGCUGAACGUUACUGUAUAAGAAAAUGUCUGGAUUUAGCACCCACUAGUCUGAAAUGUCAUACGUCUCCACCCCCUAACCCGUCGGGUCUCUCUUCCCCGCGCUCCUCACCGGUUAGGAGAUGGGGACGUGUGAUUCAGAAUGAGUGUCCACACGAUUCCGGAUUUAUAACGUAUUCAAAAAUUUCCUCUUUGGAGAGCGGAUUCAGAAAGUUGCGGAUUCACCGAAUACGUGUGGACGGAAGCCGGAUCUGCAAAGAAUCGAAAAAGUUGCGGAUUCAAAAAUAGCCGGAUACAUGUGGACGGUGGCUUAAUCUCUAAGAUUGUCGUUUCAUCAAGCGAUUGUCGCGACUUCGCCCAUAGAGAGUCUCAUAUACCUUUAGCAUGACUAUCCGUGCACAGCCACGCUGAGUGCAAUGUGCUGGAUCAAUGCGCUUUUCCGCACGCGAUCAUACCAAAGAUAUGAACCAAAGAUUUCUCUUUUAAGGUGGUUUUAGUGCAUCAACCAUUCUUGGCAACGACGGUAGGUACUUGGAGAAUUUGGCGUUGUUUUUGGAGCCCGUGAUAACUAGCUCAGUCCGUAGUAGGUUUGUGAGGUGUUGGCACGCUAAAGAGGACGGCUGGGCGGCGUCUACGUUCCACGGCAACUGUGAUGACAAGGGACCCACUGUAACUAUCAUUCAAGUCGGCAGUUUUAUAUUUGGUGGAUACAGUGACGUAACAUGGAAAGUUGCUGGUGAGUACAUGUAACAGGAGAAUUAGGACUUGUUUUUUUUUGUUUGCUAACAAUGAAGAACGAUAAAGUGGUACAGCGGCUUUUGGCUUGAGUACAUGUACUGUUAAAAAAAAGGAUGUUUUUCUGGUUACGUAAAACUCAAGGCGAGAAAGUAAUUCCUUAGGAAUCAGAAUUGGUCAUUUUCAUAAUGACGUCACUUGAUACAACUACCAGACGUUUGUUUUUCUCUAAUUCACAAUUUGAAUUAAAUUAUCCCGGUCAGGUUUAAAUCUUAUAAGAAUCGAUUUAGAAAUACAUUUUAAAACAAAAAAUUAAUGAUAAAAAAAAGUUGUCUUCAUGUCAUCAUUAUCAAAGACAGUAAAUACUUCCACGAAUCAUGUUAAUUUCUUAUCUUUUGAUAAUGAUGACAUGAAACCAUCGAAACUUCAAGUUACUUUUUUAUCGUUGAUUUAAGGUUUAAAUCACAACACCAAUAAACAUAAUCUUGCAAAAUUUGGUUUCGCCCUCUCCUUACAAAAACCCAUUAAGGUGCCAGUGGAAAGAAGAGGACGGCUCUGGUCCCAGCCUAAUUUUACUGAAUUAUCUUUAAAGUUCUCUAACUAUGAACUGCGGACUCUUUUUAAUGAAAAGUGUGACUUAAGAACUACCCCCCGGGUCACGGAAAUAAGAAGGAGAAAAAGGAAAAUUUUCCUUAAGUUUGUAAAAAGCAAGGUAGUUACAUCCGUGAACAUUCAUGAGCAAAGUUACUUUAAAAACUGAACGAACCACGGAAUCAAGGGGUUCAGCAAUGCAGAGGCUAAAUGAAAAAAAUGUAUCAGAUGCAUGUGUGAUACUGUCUGUCAUUUUUAUAGUCUUAAUGUAGUUUUCAGGCACUUCAAUAAUUCGAUAGAGCUGGAUUCAGUUAUGAUAUCACGUUAUACAUUCUAGUUUGCAACACGCUCUUUUCCACUAACACUGAGGGAUUCCAGUUUAGGGAGAGUUCCCUUUUUGCUAUAGUAGUUUGUUACUCCUCUAAAACUGCCUAAUUUUCUAAAAUAAUUUUCCCUCCCCCACUAAUUUCAAAGUUAAUACAGUGUCAUUACUUUACUCAAUACUUAGGAACAUUGAAAAAUUUAUACAAAUAGAGCAAAUUUUAAAAAUGCAGUUAUGCAUAGGUUGUCUAGGAAUGUCUGUAUGACAAGCCGGACUUGCACUCACUAUUUUAAACUGAAGUCCGGAUCAUUGAAUAUUCCUAGAAGUUAAUUUUUUAUGAGCGCCUUUAGUAAGGUCUGUCAGAAUUGUAAAAUGUCGUUAUUAUCUCCCAGGUGCUGGUUGUUCCUCUGGAGAUUCACGUAACGCCUUUAUCUACUCACUGACCAAUAACAACGGUUCUGGACACGCUGUAUUUAAUCCUGUUAAGCUGCGAGUCAAGUCAGAUAAGUACCAUAGAGCUGUACCAAGGUGUGAUUUUUAUGGACCUUUAUUUGGCGAGGGUGAUAUUAUCAUAUCAAACAACUCUGGUAGUAAACAGGAUUCUUAUACUUAUUGUGGCAAUAGCUACCCCCUCCCCCCAGGGUAUUCUCUAUCUGGUUCUAACUGUAAAUUCUAUGCUGGAAGCCACAAAUUCACGCCUACAGAUAUCGAAGUAUUCUAUGAAACAACCACUUAAAGAACUGUAUCCCGUGCUUUUGACUUUGUGCUUUUCAUUGUUGUUGUUUGUUUGUUUAUGACGAUAUGACUUUAAUGGAACGCAAUUUGAGCUCUUCCGCAUCCUUCGAUCCAGUUUUCCCUCUUCUUUACUUCCCAUCAUCCCUCGCACCCUUAUCCGUCCGCUCCGCUGGGGACCAAGCCUUCUUCUUUUACUUUAGGGUCUCUGUGGGUAGGUAAGACAGGUAAAAUUAAUAGUAUUACCAGCAUAGAUAACACGCCAAGAGAAACAGAGUUGCAGCUUACUAUUAUCAGAUAACAGUGAUAGAAAAACCUCACUGAGGCAAUAAGAGAGAUGGUGGCUUUUUUAUUAGCACUCUGAUUCGCCAGCUAUAAAAUAACAGGUAAACGUAAUUUUGAAAGAUGUACCGAUACCAAACCAGAUUUGCCUGAAAAUUGUCGACACUUGAGAAUGACACUAUUGAUAUCGUAUCGAACAUUCCAGUAUCUUUCAUAUACCUGGGUAAUGGUCUGCCUUUCAGUAGACACUUAUCAGGGGCACCCAACGACGGUUUUCUCCUAAUGAAUAUACUGAAAACACUUUCAUGCUAUCCAGAGUACCGUUCAGAAGCAUUUUAAGUGGCGCUGAAGAAUUUGUAUCUGUUCGGUCAUCCUGGGGGAACUUGAGUCUUUUCGAAAUUACAAGGGCUUGAGUAUAUUUUCCCGAAAAUUUUAGAUGAAAUUUGAUGUAUUACGAAAGUGAGGCAUUUUCUAAUUCCUCUCUCCAUGACAUUAUUGAAUCCGAAAAUGUUAGGUUUAGUUUUUCUACGAAAAAUAACGUAACUUGAGAAGUAAAAUGCGAAACUUGAACUUCAGCAAAUCGUAGGGAAUUAAUGAGAAAAUUCGAAAAUUGUACAUGAAUGGAACCGUCAUCUGGAAAUUUUUAGCCGUCAUCAAGAAAUAGAAAAUUCAUGGCAAUAUUUGCUUCUCCGAACAGAUAUUUACAUAAAACAGUCGUUAAGUGCCCCUGAGUUAUAUCACCCGCAAAAAUAUAAGGGAUUUUAAAAAUGUCAACAUUUCGUUCAGUUCUCUCUUGUAUCUGUUAUGUUAUCACGGCGGGCACAAAGAACUCAAAAAGCUCUAAGGACAGAGGAAAACAUCAGAAACUUACAGUGAUUUCUGACACGUGCAACCAGUGCAAAGUGGGAAAGCGUGCACUCGCCACUCUAUGAUUGAUUUCAGGGGCGGAUCCAGAAAAUUUUAAUAACGGGGGACCAAGUUGUGCACACUGGUGAAGCCAAUAACUUACUUCGUUAGAACAUCAUUCCAAACCGUUACACAUUCCUUUCUACUGCGAAGAACCUUGCUGUCAUGAUACGUGAUAUUCUAACCGUGCAGUGCCCAGCUUUGAAGCAAUUGUCUCUUGAGUUAAGUGAUAAAAUAGUUUUGUCCAGGUUUCGUCAAUUUCGUUAAGUCAAAAGUCCCCUCCCUCUGGAUCCGCCGCUGGGUUCAUUUCGGUUUUCCUAGAGGCAAACAACCACUUACCUUAAGUAAGGUUAAGUUAAGGUUAGGCGUUCUUAUAUAGAGGGUCUCCAUUCAAUCUCGUCAACCUGAUCCAAAUUUUCGCUCAAUCCCGUAAUCCCAACGGUUAUUAUUGGCAUCCCACAUCCUGAAUAUACUCUCAAUCCCGAAUCUCGCCCCCAUGCAUUUUGCUUUAAAAUCCUGAAUCCCGUCCUGCAACUUUUAAGGAAAUCCCGCAUCUGAAAAACCUACUGGGGACCCUCUCUAUAUAAAAAAAGUGUAUGUAAAUAGGCAACCGGUCAGCCUCGCAGCUGGUUGGGAUGUACAGCCAGUGCUAAGAUAAAUUUAAUGUCCAUUUUAUAGUUGGAGUUUGCCUCCAGCUUUACGGCAUGUUAGUUGACUGACAACACUCAUUAGUUUAAUUCUCUUUUGAUAGCAGAUGGUUUUACUAGAAGAGUGAGUUUCGUUAAUGUUUACAACAUGUAAUUUUAAAACAUCCUAAGAACGUUUUGAGGCUCAAAUCGCCUCAAAAAUAAGCAAGUUUAGUCUUGGCUCAGUUUCAGCUCAAAAUUAGGCGUUCUUACAUGGAGGGUCCCCAUUCAAUCUCGUCAUCUUGACCCAAAUAUGAAAAAGGUGCACCGUAUUUAUUCGAUUAACCGCCUUGAGCGCUUAUUAAAUUUUUGGACCUUGAAAGUGGGUGUUUAUUGAAUUUUCACCAUUUUCAGCAACUUUAGUAAUGUUUAUUUUGCAACAAAACAACAUCAAAGCAAGGUUUCUGUAAACUACUCUGAAGAAAACUCCGUCUUUAGGGAAGUCAGUAAGUGAAUUCUCUGGUGCUACCUCCUGGAUGUCCGACAUCGUAAAGCCGGCAAAUGGGUUACGUGCCCGAGAAGCAGAUACAGCUUGCUGGAUGGAUGUUAGGUGGUGGGCGCUUAUUCGAGGUUGGGCACUUAAUAACUUUUUCUGCCUUUAGGAUGGGCGCUAAUUCGAGGUUGGGCCCUUAUUCGAAUAAAUACGGUAUGUAAAUAGUCAACCACUAAUCCUCACAGCCGGUUGUGAUGUACAACCAGCGCUACGAUAAAUUUUGUUUCCAUUUUAUAGUUGGAAUUUGCAGUGUCUUUUGCUUCAGCUUUCAGGCUCAGUUCCUGUCUGAGAAAAAUUAGAAUAGAAAAAAGCAAAGAACAAAAUGGAAUCUUGCAACCCCACUGAGCCCAAGAGUUGAAGCUUCGACACUUUGAAACUUGUUCAUUACUAUACAAUAUUUCUUAGCUACGUAUAUUGCAUAAUGUAAUAGGAAAUUGUGUAGGCAUUUUAAUAAAGGUAAUUCAAGGUUUGUAGUUCGCAAAAGGCCAUUUAAUUUUUGAGUUACCUGGGCCUCUGUAUAAAAACGAGGUUAAGUGCUCAGCCUUUGAUAUGGAAAUGAUUUAUGCAAAUAAUACUCAUUUUCACAAGAAAAGUGAUGCACUUGGCCUCAUUUUGAAAGUGAGGGCUUUUGGAACUCGGAAGUGGCCUAUUACUGUAUGUUUUGCAAGAGUCGGUACACACGCAAAUGUCCGCCAGGUGGAGAGUUUAAUAAGGGACUUCAGCAAUGCGGGGAGACAUGAACAUUCCUUCAUUUCGGCAACAGGCAUUAAAUCACGCACGGACCUAGCGCAGACUGCUUGAACGAUCGAAGAAAUCGAGACCAGGUGGACUCGCGCGUGUGUGCAUCAACACUUUUGUGGACGGCUUAUAUAAAGUGUUAUGCCUUUUUUAAAUUUUCAACCCAAUGCCUAAGAAAAUGCAUUCACGCGAUGCCCUGCACAAAUCCAAAGCGGCCCUUUGGUUGGUUAUCGAGUUCAAAGGAAUGUUUUUUCCUCAUAAAAUGCGCAUGAAAAUGUGCAUCUCUGUGAUUCGUUGGUUCAGUUUAAAAUGAUAAUGUGGUUGAAGGAAUUUAUAGUUUCAACACAAUCUGUGGUACUGCAUCGGUGAGAGAGACCAACUCACAAAAAAAAAGUUUCAUCCAUUGAGUUUAUAAAAUCAAGUCACCAACGAGAAGACCCUUUGAAAGCUGAUGUUUGGAGCAGGGCCCAUAAAGGUAUAUCCGCCUUGGUUUCGGGCGCUUGCCCCCCGCUCUGGGCAAGGGCAAACAUUCGAAACAGAGGUACUCAUUGCAGACCAGUCACAGAGCUGCUUUAAAAUGGCGCAGGUCAACUGUUAUGAAGAAUGCCUGUUAAUUAGGUAACAAAAGGUACUUAUGAUUAGCUUGCUGCUGUGUUAAACCAGCCUUAAGUAUAAAGUAACUUUCGGUUGUAGCUUUUGUUCAUUAUUGUACGUUCUUUGCCGUCAGUUGUUUAACCAACUGACUUUGAAACUUUAAAAUUAAACUGAGUUCUGUGUAUGGUAGUCAACCCAAGUUGUCUAGUGUUGUGGAAUCCAGUUUAACUUGAGACCUUUUCCUUGGCUUCUAUAGUCAAGAUUUUGAUUUGCGACAACAAUCUCAAUGGUCGCUUGAGAAAGCAGCCAAAAUUUGGGGACGCCACCACUGAUUUCUUCCUAAAAUGACGUUUGGAAGUGACUGCAGAAUUUCAUACUGGCGACGUCCUGUGUCACUACCCAGAUCUGAGUAGUGCUUCUGAUUGCAAUUUUCCCUUGGUUCUCGACCAAUCAGAAGCACUACCCAGAACUGGGUAUUGGCACCUCAACAGUAUGAAAUUUCUGCAGUCAUUUCUCGUACGUCAUUUCACAGGGAAACCAGUGGUGAUGUUGAAAAAUGUCGGCUGUUUUCUCAGGCUAUCUGAUGGUUGUUCAGUUCAGUUGAUGCAAGGUUGCGAUGCAGCUGGGUGUAGCCAUGUGGGUAGGCAAAGGCCUUGAUGUAGACACAAGCAGCUGCUCCUUUCCUAUAUAAUGGCCCUAUUUUUAUGGAGACAAAUUGUCAUGGGUAGAAGGGACAUUUCCUUACAAAAUGUGGUGAACUGUUUACGUGAGAAACAAAAAGUUAGCCUCGCUUGAAGGGUGACCCGCCCAGCCAAAGGGAGGGUGGGUGACCACAUUUCUCUACCACAAUGAUUUUGUACACUCCUAAAAAUGCAACAAUGCAUGAGCCAAAUAUAAAAGGAGGUCUGUCACGAAAAUUUACCCAAAUUCAGCCACUAGGACCUACAUGUAUGAACUGGUCACCAAAGUGGGCUUGAGACGUACUGAUAACAGCUUUUAUUAUACAACGUGACGUAACGACUUCUCCUCUCCAUUGCUUAAUUAGUUAAGCGGAGCCCCAUAGCUUAGAAAAUUUGGUAAUCAAUCCAUUCAAGAAAAUUUAGUUAUGACGACCGAACGUUGACCGUACAGACUCUGGGAGAGGGGAAAGGGAGUCAGGAGUCGGCCCUUCGGGGGAGGAGUAUGUUAUAGCUGAGGUAAAAUUUUGCAUUUAAAGCACCCCUGCUCGUUUCGGUGGUAAAACACAUGGCCGACCGGACUUUUGAAGAGAAAAACACAAACAAGCAAAAAAACAAGCCUUUCUUUCCACUAAAUUUUAAUGUCUACAUUAACCUGGAUAUUGGGGAAACAACUAGAGCGAGAAAUAAAUAACAAUUAAGACCAAUUUCGUUGGAAGAAAAACAUGAGAAUUAUAUAUAGCGGCGGUGAGAAAAUGAGAAAUGCUAGCAGCUACCAAGGUCAAAAUGAGCGGCAGUGAAAAAACAGAGUAAACAGGAGCACAACAAUUUUCUCCAUAAAACGUGUAAAUAGGAAGUUAAAAGAAGUCUCACGCUUUAGUCGUGCAAAACAACGGCGAGAAAAUGUACAAAAAAGUGUGCUGCACCUGCACAGUUAUUUCUGGCUAAUGAGAAAAAGAAAGUGUGCUGUACGUGUCAAGUUGUUUCUGGCUAAUUAGAUCCAUUGUUGUUGUUUUUUACCUUCUCUUUAGUAUUAUUCGAUUUUAUAUUUUCUUUGAGGACAGUAUAAAUAUUAAAGAAAGCUUCGCCUUUAGCCCUAGCUAAAUCGAUAAAUUAAAACACUUGAUGACGGGGAGUUCAGUAAUAGUUGACACUACAGCUGCCCCUGCUCUGUAUUUUGUCGGUCAUAGUAGCCUUGGUUUUUGAGUAGCUCUUUGAAAUACACCGAUUCGUAUUGAAGGUUUUUACACAGAAAACAUACAAUAGCUGAAAUAAAGCAGAAAACGCAAGAUUCCAUGCACUGAGUCAGAUCGAUCAUUGCGCAGCGUUGAUCAAAACAAACACCCUCAGCUCGGCGUUUUUAGAAUUUUUUCACACGCAUUCUAGUCUAGUUUCAGCACACAAUUUCUACCUUACGAGCAGAGUCUACACUUUCGCGAUGUGAGCUGCCCAGCAAAAAGUACUGCUACGCAUCAACUUUAACUGUAAACUGCAAAAAUUGAUGUAGCCUCUGCUCGCAGGGUAUAGUAAUCGUCCAUCGAUUCAUCGCGGCCCCUGUUUAAGCAAAUCGAGAUUUUUUUCUGGUAUACUAACUGCAUGUUGUAACUGUAAGUACUUUCCUGUAUAGACGCGCGCGCUACUAGGAUGCGUACAUCAUGGUAAUAUCAGGGCGGAUCCUUGAAUUGCGUAUAUUCUUGUCAUUUUAGAUUUAAUAAAAAGUACCCAACAAGUGCAUGUGUUGAGACGAUAGCCUUUUUUCGAAGGAGAGAACUCACUAAACGUUUUAAACUAAAAAACGGCUUUAUUCCAAAAGAUCCGUAUUAAACAGUGAAACAUACGGUGGCCCGUAAGGGACAUUACAAUAUAUUUUUUUGGCUUAAGUUAUCGCGCGAUAAUUUCAACUUAUAGCGCGAUAAGUUUCAAUUAUCGCGCGAUAAUUAGUCAGUUUAUCGCGCGAUAAAUUGCAACAUAUCACAUGAUAAAGAGAAGCGGAAACGUUACAUGCAUGUAUGCAUGCAUUAUCUUGAUGUUGACCCUUUCUCUAUCAUACUAAGAACGAGUAAUAGUCUAACUUUUAAGCCAACUACUACUAAAGACGUGAUAACUACCCAAAACCAGUGUCAGAUCUGGAUAUAUUUAAAGACUACUUGCUGUGUACAGCUGAACAUGGCUCUCUGAGAUCGCGUAAACCUAAACUGUACGGAGAUAUUAAAAGCAGAUACCCUAAAAUUACAGCAGCUAUGGAAAAAAUUAUUAUCUUUUUGAGCAGACAUAUCUCAUAAACGGGCUACAAGUUCAACAGGAAUACAUGCGAACUGAAUAAAUUGUCUGUUGUACAUUUUAAAGGUUCUGCUCUACUCACAUAGUUUUCCCCUGCUGAACAUAAACUGUACCGAACCGUAUCUUGGUCCGCUAUAUAGAAGCUAUAUCAUCGUUCAAAUUUUAAAAUGUAAGAUCCCUGAAAGCCUCACUGGAGGAAUAUGUAAAAGGUUUUCAAAGGUUUCACGCCGGUGAAGAUGUGCGGCCUGUCACGUACCUCUUCCAAGUUUUUAUUUACAGUAAUAUCACUAGUCCUGAGAGACAAACCGCACUGUAAAAAAAGAGUAGUAAAGACCUUUUAAGUAAGCUUAUGUUGUGGCUAUGAAAAGAGCCAUGUGUCAUACAACCAUUGCGAAGAAAUUUACAGCACACAGUUAUCAGUAAGUUAAAUAAGCAGCCUAUUCGCCCCCUAGAGAUUGUGCCGGAAACGCGUUAUGAAACUAGUUGAGCGGUUUUCUGGUCACUGAACCAUACCUGUUUUCAAACCAAAACGGCACCAAAACCAUACCCUUUGGGGCGGCACAUACCUAUAUGUGUUAUAUGAGGGAGUACUGCCCUCCCUCUCCCCCGGGAUUGUUUUCACUGUGGGACACGAGGAGAUGAUUUAUUCUCCUUAUUUCAUUGCACAAUCUGAGAGGCAUUUCGCAAGAUUGAUACGAAUGAACUUCAUGAUAUAUAAUCGUAAUUUUGCUCAGCAGACUAGGCAAAAAUUAAUUUAGAAAACCUUAAAAUAUCCACAUGAUAAGGAGGACCGAGUCCAAAUUCAUCGAAAGAAAUGAACAAAUAAUAUGUCCACCAGGGCCCGGAUCCUGAAAGGUCAAUUAGCGUUAAUACAGGAUUAAAGUUUUGUUCUUUAAAAUUGCCAGGAUUAAACUUUUGUAUUUUACAUUCCUAUUAGAUUAGGGUAUAACAUUUUGUGUUAUCAUUACUGUAUCUCUCCACACGCAACGUUCCAGUUUCUCUUUAUCAUGUGGGAAGUUGCAAUUUAUCGCGCCAUAACUGUUCAUUUUAUCGCGCGAAAAUUUUAACUUAUCGCGCGAUAACUUCAGCAAAAAAAAAAAUUGCAAUGUCCCUUACGGGCCACCGUAGAAACAAAAAUUGGCAGCUAAGAUAAAGUUUCAAUUGAAAUGAUAUCCGGCUGUUAAAAUAUUAUUAAAAAUAUGCCAAACUAAAAGUAUCCGCUAAAUUGAAGUUAGGUAAAAUAUUACUUUGAAAUUAAUUGAGUCUGCACGUAUCAUACUGCUGCUCAUACUCCAGCUGAACAAGACGCAAAAUCCAAGAACAAUGACAAAAACUAAAACAUGAUAAAUUGUUUUUUAAAAAAUAUUUUUUAAUUCUCAGUUUUUUCGGGAGAUAUUUAACAAGAAAGCUUCAAAACGCACGGCCGUUUUGGCAGAUGUUAAGAAAUUUAACGCAAAUAGUGGCUAGCUGCAUUAAAGGCAAUUAGAGUUAAUAAAUAAAACUGAAAGUGAAGGGAAGUAAAAAAAAUAACGUGCGGGCUUUAAUUUUGCUGGCUAUUGUUGUUAACUUGGAAAAUUAAUUAACACGACAACUGAUAACAGAACGUGUCAAACUGAACUGAGUAGGCUAUUAGUUCGUGACCGUGAUCUCAGCUUAAAAUUAAGACGAAAGUCGAUUAAGGUAGCAUUCUGGCAAAUUCAUCCGGCAUGGCUGGCUGUUGCUUGUCCGUUCAAGCACUCUUCUUGACCUGCCUCUUCUGGGGAGCUUGGCUAAGCUGCAUUGCUAGUGCAAAUCAAGGUAUGACUAAAGCCAACUGUUAAUAUAUGCACACAUCUUAUACAUUCACCUUCAUUCUUGUUUUGCUACUAGGUGUAAUAUUUUAUAACCCUCGCUUCCUCCCAUUCGGAAAGAAGUUGAAACUCAACAUAGGAGAGGACUACACCUGACUCUGUGCUGAGCAAAAUGAACCAUUCAGGUCCCAUGAUUUUUGGAUGAAGUUGUGGAUACAGUAUACUACUACGUACAAUGUCAUGCGGUACCCUAAAAGCAAAAACUAUAAGCUAGAGAAAAAGCCAAAGCGGGCUAGAUUACGAUGUAACAGGAACAAAAUUCUUAAGACGGUUUUGACGGCACUGGACAAGUCUUUUUGAAAUGACUUUUAUGUUUUUAUUUAAAAGUCAUUAUCGUUUAGUUCAAAAUGUUUUACCACAUACUCCCAAAUUUGUUACAACCAUAAGGAAAGAAAAUGGUUGAGAACUUAAAAUAAAAAAACUACAACGAAUAUCUGAAAAGUUCAUAACUCAAGCUAAGGGUUAAUGAGAGAAAAACACAGACCGGCCGAAGCUAUGACAGGAAAAGUUUUGUUAGCACUUUUAUGAAUCAUACUUCAAGUUGGUGCGGGUAAGGGUUCUGCUGUAUGCAGUUGCUCUGCAUUGUGGGACCCGUUACCUUAUAGCAGUCCUAGCACGCCCGACUGCUCAGGUGCCCCGUUGGGCGGGGAACGUUUCCGGGGGGCCAGGUUCGAUUCCUGGGCGAUUUUGGCGUACUGGUGUACCCUCCUUCAGGCGUUGCUCGACAGAGCCAUUGCACUCCGGCUCUGUUAAGUAUCGUGAUGUCGUUCGGCCAUUGCACUGACCAUUGCACUACCAGGUCCGGGUCGAGGGCGCCUGAAAAAAAAAAAAAAAAAAAAAAACUUCAAGUUAUUCAUGCAAACCUUUCUCUUUUGAGGACAAACAAUGAUUCAACUGAACCUUUCCCACGUAGCAGAAGAAAAAACGCUAAAACUAUUCUUACUUGGAAUCAGUAUCAGACAUUCUUUUGGGUCCAGACUGCACUGAGGCUAACCUUAAACCUUUGAAGAAAAUCCAUAUCUAGUGCAAUUUUAGACGCGUAUUUUUAUGCAUGAUAUUCAACUAGGAAAGGGAAAAAAGUGACAAGAAAAAUGCAGCUGCGUUGUUGAGCUUACGACACAAACGAUCAUGUACAGCAACAUAGAUUAGCCUACAAUUUUUGUGUCCGCCCAAGGGGGAUGGGGGAUGUGUUUCUAGAACCACAUCAGUUGGAAAUUAAAAACUGUUUUCAAAAAAAAACCUUGAAAUUCGGUGUCGAAUUUUAGAAGGGAUAGGAUGAUCGAGAUGGUUUAAGGGCUUUAUAGUUUCUUUCUCUUAUACUGAACUUUAAAUCAAUAAUUAAACGAGUGUGCAACUACAUCAAUUUGACGUUGCCGUGGAGACGACAAAGCUUGCCCUUUGAAAUGCAACAAUUUACUCACUGCAUAAAAGAUUGUAAACUAAAAGAAAGGUUGAAAUUAAGCGACAACAGUUUGACGGUUGUCAUGACGUAUUUUAUUUAAAUUCCUAGUCAGUGAUCCUUCAAGAAACUUAUUAAUUAGUUAUUUCGUUUUGUUAUUUACUUCGGUCGGUGGGAAAGCUGCUGUAGGUUGUCUGACGGCUUCGACGUGGCAGACUAUUAUUUCUAGCGAAAUUUUUUGGGGAAAAUCCCUUUUGUCAUUCAAAAACUCGCUGGGGCAGGCAAAAGUCUGAAAGUAGAAAAAAAAAUAACUAAAAGCUUCCAACAUACCUCACAUCAGUUCUCUCUCCGGCGAUCGAUAGCUUCUGAUCAUUUCACAGAUACUCCAUUUUAGUUCCAAAGUUUUUUAAAUUCAUUGUGGAAUAUUUAACUGCUUAACAUUCGUGGUAACCUGUUCUUGUUGUUGUUGUUGGUGGUGGUGUUAUGUUUUUGUCUAGCAAGCAGUCUGCAAAGGAUCGGUUACCCAUUUAUAAACAAUCACGGUCGAGAAGCGUGGGAGAACGAAAGAGUGCAUUGAUGUUUUUUUAACGUGUUCUCUGGAUUAACGUGAGUGAAAUUAGUAGUGGAAUAUUAAAAAAAGGCUAAGUGGUUGAGACGCUCUGCGUUCAGUUAAUCUUACAAGUGUGGUGGGUGAGGGCGACCUUGAAAGCUGCUGGCAGACCUGGAAAGACCUAUUUCUUGCUGCGGUGAAAGACAAUAUUCCAACCAAGCGAUUAGCCAGACGGACUAAAACAAUUCAAAUACGCUAUGUGUGGAGGCGUAGUUUGUUCAUGAAAACGGAGAAAAUCUCCUGUUUCAAAACAAAAUAUUUGGAUAUAUGUGGACAAGGCUUAAUUUAGCUUCAGUGGUAGUGGUUGUGUUGAAAUAAGCCAAGGAGACUUCGUUUCAAAUUGACUUUCAUUGCUCGUUCUCAUUAAACUGAGGAGAGUAUUUCUGUCUGAUUUCGGGCGCAGCCCGGCUCCAGGCCAGUGCAGUGUCCAAAACAGUAGCGGGCUUGCCGUCUUGGUCGGUACAGGGACUGCCCUAACAGUGGGUGGGUGGAUCAGGUCGGGGGGAAAAACUAGUGGGGUAGCUAUUUUGACACAACCCCUUCAGUAAGCAGCAGUGUUCACUAGAGGCUUUGACUGGCAAGUACCUUGUUCUUACUUUGGCCUAGCCAACUGAAUCAGGCCUCCGCUGAGAAUGAUUAUCAUGAUAAUUGCAGAGCUCAGUGGGAGGCGAAGACAGUCACCCAUUGUCCUGGGUGGGUGCAUGUGGGGGGGGGGAAUGAAAGUCCUACCAAGGACACACUUGGCAUAGGACCUGUAGACACUCACUGAAAACAUGUUUACAUAUUCUAAAUUCAGUCAGAUUUAUAUCACGUCCUUGUUUGUUACUUUAUUUUGCAGAGUUCUCCAACUAUAUAAACCAAAAAAAGAACGAGAUAAAUAAGAAACAGGAAGGAGCCAGGAAAUUACUCGUUGAAUUCGUAAGAGAAAUUGAAGACAGGUGCAAAGGUAAGAAGAGGAGAAUCCUGAGAAAACCGGAACAGCGCGCGCGAGCACGUCGACUUCUUGAUGACUGGAUUGUUGUUGUACCGGACAUUCUGGGGUCUCCAAGGAUGGGAAAAGCACUAAAAUAAGUCAAAAAGCUAAAGACCUCUGAGCUAAGUCGACCUCCUUAAAAAGAGAAAAAUACUUUCUGAGCACAAUGGGGUCGGCAUUAUUGGGAGCAUGAACUGGAAAACUACAAAAAAAUCUUCGAUAUGAUUUGAUUAUCAUAAUUUAAAAUUCUGUAGUGUUAUAUAGACAUCCGAUUUGUUUCAUUCGCGGAUGAGCCAGUUUUAGAUGUGGCUACUAAUACUAGCCAGUUCAGAAGAACAAAAUUCCAAAGAAGCCAUUUGCAUGAUUAGCCUCAUCCUCUAGCCUAACCGUGCUCCACGGUACCUGGUAAUUGUACUUGACAGGCCCCGUUUAUUUGAAGCCGAGCGUUGUCCCGGAAGGAAUACAUUGACUCGCAUUAGCAUAAAAAGGCCAAUUUAUAACAUUAGGGACCGGUCAUUAUUUAUGUGGGGGGGUUGGCGGAGGGGAAAUCAUGGGGUGGGCCAAAAGAGAAUUUCACGAUGAUUGUGGGUGGGUCAUUGUGUGUUUUGUAAAUAAUCACACUCACUACAAUUCAUGUGGAAGAUCUAAAUAAAUUCUAAUGCAAUGCUGGACAUAAAAUAUAGCACAACUGGAUGUCACAUGUAGCAAUCCAACCUAAGUAUGGAGAAUCAAAGAUGUGGGCACUAAAUGUCAAUAAAUAAACAUAAGCCCUAUUGAGAAGGCUUGCAUGCUUCCUUUUCUUACUAUAACUGUCUGGGAACUUUUACUACCUGAAGCGUGAACAGCUAGAAAUCAUUAUUGGCUUCAAGAAUGGAUUAUUGAAUUCAUUCCUCAAUUUAGUGAAAGCAAAUUUUUCGAAUCAAAAACAGUUUGAAAAUUCGUUUUUUAAUUGAAUGACUAUUUUUUGUUUAAUGACUUCAAUAAAAAAGCAAAUUUUUUGAAACUGGUUUUGAUUUGAAUAUUGCAAAACUUAUUUUUUCAAUAAUCGAUUAAUGAAAUCAAUAAUGAUGUCUAGGUGUUCAAGCUUCAGAUAGUUUGACUGUCAUACUGUAACAAUACAAGAAGGCACAUCAACAAGAAGUGGCCACAGAGUAGGACACUGGUCCACAAGAUAUGCUGAUUUAUUAGGCCAGGAUUUUUUGACCAGGGUUGCCGAGAAAGCUCGGCCUUGGAAGUAACAAAGCCAGGAAGGCCAAGCUUUGGUGGCCAAGGUUGCCAAGAAAGCUUGGCUGUGGCCAUACUUGCCAGGCUUAGGCCGCAUUUUCCCGGUAAGCCUGGCCAAAAACCCGGAAAGGCUGGCCAGGUUUUUGGCCGGGCUCCUGAUGCAAGGGCGGGAUUUAUGCUUGUUUUAUUGUUUUCUUUUUUAUAGUAGACCUGGAUGAAUGCAAGGAUAAAAUUCAUCAGUGUGACGUCAAUGCCAACUGUACCAACAUUCCUGGCUCAUAUAACUGCACGUGCAGGCCUGGCUACACAGGAAAUGGGAGCAUUUGUAAUGGUAUAAUUAGCUACCCAAGCCUUCACUUCAUUUUUUUGCAAGUAGUUAUGUUUUCCUUGUAACUUAAUAUUUUCUACUUCCUCUAUAAAUUGAUGAGUGCAAGGAUGGAAGCCAUGAUUGUCACAUAAAUACGAAUUGUACAAACACAGCUGGCUCUUACAACUGCACAUGCAGGCCUGGCUACACAGGCAAUGGGAGCAUUUGUAGAGGUAAAAAUUUGGGAAGACCUGAGAUAACCAAGACCUCAACCAGGUUGUGGCGUCCAGUGGUUUUAGUGAAAACAAGGAUUUGGGUGCCCGUGGGGUGCUCAGUCUCGCGGGCUCAUAUAACCUGGUCUCAGUCAUUCUUAUUUAAAGAUUUUCAAAAAUUUUCCGACUAAUUUUUAUGACGCGCCUUUAUAGAGUCGGGGCUUAUAGCUCCCUUUGAUACUCUUUCCCUAGUUACACUUACACUUAAAACCAUGAAGAUGGUCACAUAAUUGUUACAGCAGUAAGCGCUCGAUCUCAACGAUCUUACGAAAGCAGUCUUUUACCUGCUCUUUGAACUUCAUCUUUUUAAAGGUUCUGUGAUUCCAAUAUAGGAGGUAGGUUUAUGUGUAAUUCUGGAAUUUUGGUUUUUCAGAUGUUGAUGAAUGUGCUGACAACUUACAUGACUGCGACGCUAAUGCAAAGUGUAAAAACAUCCCGGGAUCCUAUAGCUGUGUUUGCAACCCACCAUAUAAUGGAGAUGGGAAAAAGUGC
Messenger RNA from Porites lobata, 18875 nucleotides. NCBI's taxonomy places the organism in Eukaryota, Metazoa, Cnidaria, Anthozoa, Scleractinia, Poritidae. The record is from the annotation of a GenBank genome assembly.